AUGAUCUACUCCAGGGACAACCAGAUUAGCCUUUGUAAAAAGUUGCAUGACAUGUUCACCAAGAUCAGAGAUGGCACUUUUGACCCUGACGCAACACGCGUCAGUCGCUUGUUUCAGCUGGCAUAUGCGACAAUGUUGGAAAGCAAUGGCGAUGAGAGCUCCAGCAAUUCAAGCUCUACGUCUGAUGCUUCAUCGGUGGCUUCCUCAGAGGGUGAGCACAACGUCGUGGCACAAAGACCAGCGUAUCAACGACUGGAGACUGACGAAGUGGAGCUGAGUCUGAAUGCAACCAUGGAUGACCUCAAUGCAACGGAAGCAGUGAUCUGUGCCAACUGUUCUCACGCUUACAAGGCGUCAGAGAAUCAGUCAUGA
Messenger RNA from Cladocopium goreaui, 372 nucleotides. The record is from the annotation of a GenBank genome assembly. NCBI's taxonomy places the organism in Eukaryota, Dinophyceae, Suessiales, Symbiodiniaceae.